This is a messenger RNA of Diversispora eburnea, 156 nucleotides long. Lineage: Eukaryota; Fungi; Glomeromycota; Glomeromycetes; Diversisporales; Diversisporaceae. The record is from the annotation of a GenBank genome assembly.
AUGCCUUCUCAUAAAAGCUUCAGGAUUAAACGUGUUCUUGGUAAAAAACAAAAACAAAAUCGUCCCAUCCCUCAAUGGAUUCGUCUUCGUACAGGGAAUAGGAUCCGAUAUAAUGCUAAACGUCGUCACUGGCGUCGUACCAAACUCAACAUUUAA